Klebsormidium nitens is the source of this 1701-nucleotide messenger RNA. The record is from the annotation of a GenBank genome assembly. Lineage: Eukaryota; Viridiplantae; Streptophyta; Klebsormidiophyceae; Klebsormidiales; Klebsormidiaceae.
AUGGACAUAGCAGAGGCAUUCGAGACAGGCUACGAUGUCUUCCAGGUCAACAUACAAGGCACGCUAGAAGAGCCGCUCUUUUAUGCCCAUCAGAUGAGUGAUAUCGUGAGACUGACCGAUGUCGACGCAAUUGUAGCAAACCUGCCCUCUAAAUGCGUUGUGAGUAGACAUGGACUCACAGAACGGGAAGAGUUGUUGACGGAGAAUGGUGUGCAACUGCUCCUCAUGAAGAGCCAACAUCCAAUCGCAGACGUGUUGAGAGAAUGGGUGUUUGACACCCUCAAGGACAUCAGGCUGAAAGCGAUCGCGAAGAUCCGACAGAAUGAACAAGCACGUGAGAAGGAGUUGCGCACGCUGAGAGAGGACAAUAACAACCUCAAAGAACAAACCUCGAGGCUGGAGAAAGAAACAGAUCGAAAGACAAACUUCUUAUACAACUUCAAAUUGGAGAACGCUCAGUCAGACAGCAAGUGCCGGAUCAAGUUGGGAAAGACCAAAGACACUGCUGGCAGACAAGGCCCAUACCGACAAACAAACCCGUUUGGACGUCUGACAUACUCUGUGGAAGUCCCCGCAGACUGCAUCAACGACGCAGAAAGCGUUCUGCACAGACUGAUGAAGAACACAGGGGGGUUAGUGAAGAGCGAGGUAUAUGAUACGAGCGUCGAGUACGCGAAAACUUUGACAAGAGUUGUGGCAGAUCUUUUUGCUCUCACGAACGGUGGCUCGGACUGUACUGAUGCAAACGCCAAGAUCUUUCAAAAGGUCGUUGGGUUGCUCAACCACGAGAUCCGUGGAGAUGUAGCUCAGACUAGUCACCAACAAUCAGACUCCAGCAAAGUCACGAACCAAACGCUACAAGCCGAGCUUACCGAAAUCAAGGACAUUCUGACAAAGAUGAAAGAAAAGGCAGUGACAACGCCUGUGCUGAAGGACACAGAACCUCCUGAAGCAAACGAUACGACUUUACCGGACAUUCAAGUCGUCUACGACUUCAAUCGCUUCGUCGACGAGUGCUGCGAAGUUGGAACAGACUUUUACGACUUCCCGGCUGAGAUCCACGUACGCUUCAUACUCUGGGCGAGAUUGACCAACCGAGGCCUGAAGGAGGCUCUCAUUCGCUAUUUGAAGACACGUUUCAUGCCUUGCCGCAUCCAGGAUGGCGAAAUGGUUCCUCACGGAUACAAGGGCUUAAGAAUCAUCCCAUACAAAAGAGCCAAGACCAUGGUCCUCUGGGAGAUCGAGAAAUUUGUGCAAGUGACGUGCGUGGAGACGUGCUCCAGCAGACUCUAUGACAGCGAUUUGGAGGCCACGUAUUUCAGAUGGAAGAAAGAAAAGGACCCAGACUACGAGGAAGAUCGUACGGAGCUAAAGGGUAUUCACACCUUUCUGGAUCAACACUACGUACACUGUGCUCUGUGGAAGGCUGACUCAAAGUACACCGAGAAAGGUUACUACGGGAUCUGCUUGAAAGGGAAUGAGGCGACAUACAAGAGGCGUGUUCCUCCAAGUGCUGCGCGUCCUGUUGAGGAAUUAGAGGAAAAGAGUGGACUCGUGAAACGGAAAUGGGACAAGGUGUCAGAUGCGGCGGCGUCCCUCGGAUGGAGCACAGCCAAAGUAGGAUACACAAUAAAGAAGAAGACGAUUAUAAAUGGAUUAGCAUACAAGUCUAGAGAAGACGUGUCCAUGGUGCUCGUCUGA